UCACCACAAGGACCUGAAGAAUAUGUAGCCUAGUGGUUACUGUGCUGGCCUGUCGUUUUUCUCUAUUUAUUAGACAUGCAGGUUCGAUUCCUGUAUUUUUUUUUUUUAUUUUUUUUUUAUACAAAGUUUGGUCAUCCAAUUUACAAUGUUUAGCUUAACUUGUUCACAUCAAAUCCAAAUAUUAUAUUUUUUUUCAUUAAGUUUGGUAAUCUAUGUUACACUGUUCAAACAAACUUUAAUUAACAUCAUGUAAAUCUUUUUUAAGCCUGAAGACACUGGCCUUUCAACACUGUCUUGUUGCCUUUGUUCCCACACCAUAAAGAACAUGGAGAAGAUAAGAGAAAUAGUCAUGAAUUGAUUUCAGGAGUGUCAAUUCAUGAAGAUGACAACUUAAAACUUGAGGUUGAAGUUGAGAGAAGAUCUGAGUCUGAGCCAAGACUGCCCAAGAGUGAUAUUGAGGUUUUGUGAAGAUCAUAAAAAAGUACUUUAACAGCAUGCUGAAGAUUGAAGAUGAAAUUUUCACAAUGUGUGUGGUGUAAAAAGUCUAAUAUCAAGCCACAUUUGAGAAGAAAAUUAACAGAUGACACUUUCAGACAGCAUUUAGAGAAAGAACUAAAACAGACAAUUACUAAAGAUUGUAUUAUAUGUGAAAAAUGUAGAACACAUGUCAGAAGGAAGAUAAAAUCAACAGAACCGGAAAACUCUGAUCAGUCAUUCAUAUAUACGAGUCCUAAAAAUAUUGAACUAAAUAUAACAUCAACUUCAUCAACUCAUCGAGUUUGUACUGUUUGUAAGAAAGUGAGUUCAUCACGAAAUCCAUUUAUUGUCAUUCCGAAUGAUGCAAGAAAUCAAGUUUUUAUCUUUCAAGGUGUCAUUAUUCCUGCUGGAAAUCGAUGUUGUGUAAAGCAUUUAUCAUGUAGACUUUUUACCAGGGAAGCACUCAUUCAGAUUGAAGGAAAGAAAGAUUUAACAUGUUUCAACAGAACAGAAAUUAUUAACCUCCUUGCUACUGCCAGAAGUACCCUCAUCAGAUAUGGGACUUUGAAUUUUGAUGACCCUGCAUUUCUUAGUGAUGAUGAAUAUUUUAAACUUACAGGCAUCACAAGAGAUCAAUUUGAUGAUGUUGUGUCACAUACACAGUCUUUGCGUGGCUCAAGUGUUAGAUCAGUCAGAACAUGUGUUGCACUGAUUCUUGUAAAACUCAGGACUGGACUGUCGAACAACCUUCUUGGUACCUUGUUUAAACUUACAAAGUCACAGGUACAGCGAGCAAUUCAUUGUGCAAGGGAAUGUCUCAUGUUACAUUUUGUACCCAAUAAUUUAGGAUUUGGGCAUAUUCAACAUGAUGAGUUUGUGCAAAAUCAUACCACUCCAGUUGCCAAAAAAAUUUUCACCAAUGACAAAGUCAAUGUUGCUAUUCUUGUUUUGGAUGGGACAUAUAUCUACAUUCAGAAAGGGGCUGACCACCAAUUUCAGAAGCUAUCCUACAGCAUGCAUAAGCAUAGACCUUUAGUUAAACCCAUGAUGGUAGUUGGCACCGAUGGAUAUAUUCUUAGUGUGCUUGGUCCAUAUGCAGCUGAUGGGAAGAAUAAUGAUGCAUCCAUAACUAAACAUAUGCUUUCAACAAAUUCUGAUGAUAUUAACAAUUGGUUGGAAGCAGAUGAUGUUUUCAUUGUGGAUAGAGGCUUUAGAGACUCAAUAACCUUUCUUGAAAAACAUGGUUUUCAUGUAGAAAUGCCAGCUUACCUGGAAAAGGGGAAAAGACAACAUGAAGUAGAAGAUGCUAAUGUAUCAAGACUAAUUACUAAAGUGCGGUGGGUUGUUGAAUCGUGCAACGGAAGAAUUAAGCAGUGGCGAUUUUUGGAUAAAGUUGUUUCAAAUCAUUAUGUACCCCAUAUCGGGGAUUUUGUGCGUAUUGUGUGUGCGCUAUGCAACAAGUACCGGCCAGCACUGGCAUCUCAUGAUCCAGAAGGUGAGAGAAUUGCAUCGUUGAUGCUAGAGAGGAGUCGGCAGGGCAACCCAGUCAAAGAACUGGUUGAAAGAAAACCUUCUUAG
This is a messenger RNA of Haliotis rubra (blacklip abalone), 2055 nucleotides long. RefSeq lists its product as uncharacterized. The transcript has 4 exons. Bases 511 to 2055 code for a protein of 514 amino acids. NCBI's taxonomy places the organism in Eukaryota, Metazoa, Mollusca, Gastropoda, Lepetellida, Haliotidae. The record is from RefSeq and is a predicted model, not a curated record.